Malania oleifera is the source of this 996-nucleotide messenger RNA. RefSeq lists its product as uncharacterized. The coding region runs from base 264 to 662 and encodes 132 amino acids. Gene Ontology annotation, cellular component: nucleolus. Lineage: Eukaryota; Viridiplantae; Streptophyta; Magnoliopsida; Santalales; Ximeniaceae. The record is from RefSeq and is a predicted model, not a curated record. The transcript has 3 exons.
GAUGAUACUAAACAGACAAGCGAUUGAUUUAUUUGCAACCUAAAUUUAUAGUUUUACAAGUUCAAACAACCUGAAUUGGCUAAUAUAAAAAUAAAAUUUAUUUACAUCAUCAAUUAAAAUAUAUCACAUCUCUCUCUCUCUUACUAAUCCCAAGCCCCUCUCCCGUUCAAAUCCCAAACCCUAGCUACGGUUCUCCUUCCAAUCCCGCUCGAUCUUGUCGACCUACGCGGCUGUCGGCGCGCCAACCGCUGCUACGACGCUAGAUGUCGUCAUAUGAGAACGUUGUUGGUGGAAAGCUGAAGUUGAAGGGCAAAGCUUUGGAUGUGAAAGCAGGUGGGAUAAAAAAGAAAAAGAAACACAAGAAGCAUGAUGAGGGAUCUAAUGCAUUGGGAAAUGAUCUCUCUACAGGUGGAAAUGUAUCAACUGAUCACACUGAGGACAUAGAUGAGACCAAUAAAGAUGAUGGAAAAGAACAGGUUGCUUCAAUUGAUGAUCAUCUUACACCUGCUGAGAGGCGGUAUAUUGAGCAGAGGGGGCAAAUUGAUCUUCACAGAAUGGCUAAGACUGCCAACAAAUCGCAUCGUGAUCGGAUUCAAGAUUUUAAUCAGUAUCUAGCAAACCUAAGCGAGCAUUAUGACAUUCCGAAAGUUGGCCCUGGUUGACUCAUCCUUGCUGACCAGGGAACUUCCACUGCUCGCCAUUGUUCGCAGUUAUUGGGGGGGGGGGGGGGGGGGGGUCCAACAGUCUGGAAAAUGCAAUUUUCUUCAAUCAAAAGUGUUCAUUAUGUAUUCUAAUGGUCUGGACUUUGCAAUGUGAUGAGAUCUUUCACUGCAUUGUCAUAGUCUGGACUUUAAAGUGCAAAGUAAUGGGAACCUUCACUGCAAUAUUUUGUAUGAUAAAAUGUUAUUUGGACAAAUUGAUGUGGCUGCAUCUGCAUGGGAGGUCUAAUGCAGAAGCUUGUUCAAUAACUAUUCUUUAAUGCAGGAACUCUUUUUU